CAAACUGAGGAAAGCAUCAAAUCCCAGCGUAGUAAGUUCUCAUGUGCUUUCCAAAUCUGACGUCUCAACUCAUCUGAUCAUUGACCAUUAACCUAAAUUCAAUGAAAACAAAGGUCAUCAUCAUUACCCACUUACCUUAAUCCAACCUCAUUAACCAGUGUUUAUUACACUAUUAGUCCUAAGCCCACUUUCAAGAAUCCCAAAACUGCCCUCCCGUCUCAACCUCACUCACCCUAGAUCUUCUUCUUCAAUCUUCCUUCCAUGUCCGGAAAAUGAAAUCCGGAGUUUCCAUUUUGAGAACCGAUUUGUUUCGGGCUAUUAUUGAAUUGUAGGAAAAAGAAGAAGCAGAUGAAAUGGAAAUGGGAGCUGGCAGUAUGCUUGCUAUAACUGUUGAAUCGUAAAGUUGAAGAAAUCUUGUCAAUUAAACUCGCCUUCGCCCCACCCACUCCCCCACUUCAACCGAUUGUGCCCCGUUUCUUUGAACCCACUCCAUUUUCAUCGACCGUUUUCUCUGUCUGAGCUGCAUUUGGUAGUUAGUAGCAGUUGUUGGGUUGUUGGCGGAGGAGGAAGGGGAAAGCCCAGAAUGAAGCAGCUAACGGCGUUGCAGCAGCAGGGCCGCCGGAGCAACAGCUUCCGGGGUGCGUCGUCACCGCUAGAUGCGGGCGUUGACGACUCUAUAAGGUCGCCGACGACGAUUUUUUGGCUGGUUCUUCACGGGCUCUGCUGCUUAAUUAGCUUAGUCCUCGGAUUCCGAUUUUCGCGUAUCGUGUUCUUCCUUCUCUUUUCUACUGCUUCCUCCCCUUCUACCACCACUAUAUCCGGCGCCACGUCGCCGCCGGAAAGGAAUAUCUCGGGCGUUGGCGGUGGGAGUAGAGUGGUGGUGGGGAGGCACGGAAUACUGAUAAGGCCGUGGCCCCAUCCGGAUCCGGCGGAGGUGAUGAAGGCGCAUAAGAUAAUCGAGAGGGUUCAGUUAGAGCAGAGGUCUCAGUACGGGGUUAAGGGCCCUAGAACUCUGAUCGCAGUCACGCCAACUUAUGUACGGACUUUUCAGACCCUGCAUCUCACAGGCCUGAUGCAUUCUCUGAUGAAUGUGCCCUAUGAUGUUAUUUGGGUUGUUGUGGAAGCUGGCGGCCACACCAAUGAAACAGCAUCACUCAUCUCGAAAUCAGGAUUGAGAACCAUCCACAUUGGAUUUGAUACGAAAAUGCCAGUUUUGUGGGAGGAUCGGCAUAAGUUGGAAUCGAAGAUGAGGCUCCAUGCUUUAAGAGUAGUUAGAGAGAAGAGGUUAGAUGGAAUUGUGAUGUUUGCGGAUGAUAGUAACAUGCAUGCUUUGGAGUUGUUUGAUGAGAUCCAGAAAGUGAAAUGGGUAGGUGCGGUUUCAGUUGGGAUUCUUGCGCACUCUGGAGGUUCUGAAGAAGGAGAAUUACCGGUGAUUCAGAGAGAUGAUAGUAAAAAAGAUGACAAAGAUCCACAACUGCCGGUCCAAGGUCCGGCUUGUAAUUCCUCAAACCAUUUGGUGGGAUGGCACACUUUUGAUUCAUUGCUAUUCCUGGAGAAGAGUGCAAGAUAUAUUGGUGAUAGGGCAGUCGUGCUGCCAAGGAAGCUGGAGUGGGCUGGGUUUGUAUUGAAUUCCAGGUUGGUGUGGGAAGAUGCAGACAAGCCGGGUUGGGUUAAGGAAUUUGAAGAGGUUGGUAGGGAUGGAGAGGAUGUAGAAAGCCCGUUGUCCUUUCUGAAUGAUGCUUCAGUAGUGGAGCCUCUUGGUAGCUGUGGGCGCAAAGUUAUGCUGUGGUGGCUGCGUGUUGAGGCAAGGGCAGACAGCAAAUUCCCUGCCAGAUGGAUAAUCGACCCUCCUCUAGAGAUUACGGUCCCCGCAAAACGCACCCCAUGGCCUGAUGCUCCUCCCGAACUCCCAUCUUCUGUCGAAAAGGUGAUCAGCAUCCAGGAGACUACCGACAAACGCGCAUCAAAAAGCGGGUCGAGAAGAAAACGCAGCUCCCGAAGCAAGAGGAAGCACACAGCAAAAGUGAUAGAUGAGCAUGUCUCCACAAGGCAUUCUGCAGAUAACUAGUGAACUUGAGAUAUUAUACCACUCUGUGAAUUCGUGACUAUUAGCAAACCUUCGACAUCAGUACAUGAAGACGGGGACGAGUAAGAUCUUGUUCGGUGAAUACAGGAAGGCAUCAUGUGUUACAUAUACGAUAGCCAGUCGAGUCGAUACAUACAUCUCGAUUUUUGUUUCCAGCUAAUUUUCAUGUUCAAUUCCUGUGAAAGUAUUGCUUUUCUUAUUCAA
This is a messenger RNA of Sesamum indicum (sesame), 2290 nucleotides long. RefSeq names its product putative beta-1,4-xylosyltransferase IRX14H. Gene Ontology annotation, biological process: glucuronoxylan biosynthetic process; plant-type secondary cell wall biogenesis. Gene Ontology annotation, cellular component: Golgi membrane. Gene Ontology annotation, molecular function: galactosylgalactosylxylosylprotein 3-beta-glucuronosyltransferase activity; xylosyltransferase activity. NCBI's taxonomy places the organism in Eukaryota, Viridiplantae, Streptophyta, Magnoliopsida, Lamiales, Pedaliaceae. The record is from RefSeq and is a predicted model, not a curated record.